Molecule: messenger RNA, 1572 nt
Organism: Ictalurus punctatus (channel catfish)
Lineage: Eukaryota; Metazoa; Chordata; Actinopteri; Siluriformes; Ictaluridae
Gene: plin3
Product: perilipin 3
Exons: 8
Coding region: 158-1453 (431 amino acids)
Biological process (GO): positive regulation of triglyceride storage; lipid storage
Cellular component (GO): cytosol; lipid droplet
Source: RefSeq, a predicted model, not a curated record
GAACUGAGAGCUGAUUGGUGGCUUGUGUGUGGCUCCGCCCCUUCCGGUCAUGUCAUGGCAUGUCUUUGUUGCUCCAUGUGAACUCUGGAGUUUCAUUAUUGUUCAGUAGAACGAGGACUGCGGGACACACUGACAGGUCAGAUUUUGUGGCGUUAUCAUGGCUGAGAACGGAAAGCACGGUGAGAUGGACACGGAAACACCUCCAGCGUCACAGGAAACGCAGAGUGUGAUGUCUCGCGUGAGUAACCUGGCCCUGGUGAGCUCAGCGUGUGACGCCGUGUCCAGCGCGUACAGCAGCACGAAGGAAAGCGUCCCCGUGCUCAGAGGAGUGAUGGACGCGGCCGAGAGCGGAGUUCGGACCCUGAGCACCGCCGCCAGCUCGGGAACAAAACCUAUACUGAACAAACUCGAGCCACAAAUUGCCAUGGUGAACGAGUACGCCAUGAAAGGGCUGGACAAGAUGGAGGAGAAUCUUCCUGUCUUACACCAGCCGGCGGACAAGCUGGUGUCUGAGACGGUGGGAAAGGUGUAUCAGUGUGUGUCAGGAGCGAAGGACGCGGUGGUGGGGGCGAUGAUGGGGGGAGUGGAGAUGACCCGCACGGCCCUCAGCGGGGGUAUUAACACCGUCAUGGGGUCCCGCGUGGGGCAGAUGGUCAGCAGCGGAAUGGGUUUGUCUCUGAACCAAUCGGAGGACCGUGUGGAGCAAAAACUCCCGCUCACUGAGACCGAACUGGCCGCUGUAGCAGAGCCUCCGCCGAAGGACGAGGUCGAGGUCCAAACCUCGCUGAGCAGCGAAGGCGUGGCUUCCCAAAGCUCCGCCCCCAGCUACUUCGUGCGCCUGGGGAAACUCACAGCCCAGGUUCAAGAGCGAGCGCUGGAGCUGUCCCUCAUUAAAGCCAGCGCCGCCCGGGACGCCACUCACAAAGCCGUGUCCCAGAUCACCAGCACCCUGGACCUGCUGGAGAACCUGAGAGGAGCCAACGCGCUGGUGGGAGCGCCCGAGCAGCUCCUCAAGAGGUGGAGGGAGUGGAGACAGGAGGGGCAGGAAGAACACGGGCAGGGGCACGGGGCAGAAAGCACGGAGGAGGACGGCGGUGAGGACGGCAAAGAGAACGGAGAGCAGCUGGAAUGGCGAGCUCUGUCCAUGGUGCGCUCUCUGAGUGCGCAGCUGCGUGUGGCGUGUUCAGGCGUCGUCUCCAGUGUUCAGGGUCUCCCCAGCGCCGUACAGGAGCAGCUGCUGAACGCACGGCACUCGGCCGAAGAGCUGCACUCGUCCCUCGGCAAGACCAGGACGGUCACACCGCUGCUGCUCCAACAGAGCCGAAACCAGCUCACACAGGUGAGACAGUCACUGGACGGAGUGAUGGAUUACCUCCUGAACAACACGCCUCUGAACUGGUUAGUCGGGCCUUUUUCACCUCAGCUGGUGGAGAAACGUCCGAGCGCAGAGUAGCUUCCAGAAACGACAAGUCUAACUGACGUGUGCCUUAAAUAUCUGUAUGUAAACUCUUUUACCUGCACUGAGCACGGGAUAAUCAAUAUAACAUUACUCAUUAAAAUCACUAACGAAUC